Tetrahymena thermophila SB210 is the source of this 1404-nucleotide messenger RNA. RefSeq lists its product as hypothetical. The record is from RefSeq and is a predicted model, not a curated record. NCBI's taxonomy places the organism in Eukaryota, Ciliophora, Oligohymenophorea, Hymenostomatida, Tetrahymenidae. The transcript is spliced from 8 exons.
AUGAAGCAAACCAGCUAACUUAAGACAUUAUCAGAGAUUACCAAGGCUAAGAGUUUAAAAUAAAGCAUCAUCAUAGCUUUGAUACUGGACUAUACUAAUAAUUACUUGACUAGUCAAGGACCACUUGUAAGAAUAAAAAUAAUAGAUGACACAUUUACAUUUGAAAAAAAAUAAAGCUCAAAAGUGUAUUUUCAGGUGCACAAUCUGACUGAUAAAAAAUAUAUGAUGAAAAUAGGCGAUAUCGUGUAUGUAAAAGAAUUCUAAUCAUUUAAAUAGGAUAAGCCUGAAAUUUAUGAAAUAGAAACUAGUUCUCAUAUACAUGUAUUUGAACAAAACAAAUCUAAUCUUUGGUGCACCAACUGCUAAAAGAAUAUCUUGCUUUGUGAGCAGUCUCAAAAAAGAAUAUAAGAUCUUCGAGACUACAGCUUUAAAAAAUUCUCUCAAAUUAAAUUAAAAGAUUUAUAUUGGAAAGGCUUUACUAAUUCUGAUUAAGUUAUUAAAUAAAACUUUGACUUGUUGUUGAAAGUAGAUUAAAUAGAAUUAGUUAAUCUUUAAGACAUACCAAAGUAUUACAAUAUUAGAUUGGUAGAUUCUGAUCUUAAUUAAUACUAUUUAAAGGAGUAAAAUAAUGAUUUAGAAGUAGGAGAGAUUGUUAAAAUUAGAUCUGUGCAUUACUUUGUUUAAUUACUAAGAGACAAAGAAAAUCAAAUUAUAAAAAGUGACUACACAAAUGUGCAAAGACUUUAUAGAUUUUUUUAUGAUGUAGUGAAUUUCGAUAAAUUUAAGUAUGAAAUAGUUAGAUAUGCAAAAGAAAAUUAUGAUUUUGAAGAGUAUUAUCAUGAUUUAUAAGAUGAAAAUAGAAAAUUUUCUAUCAUAAAAAGGAUUCAUUAAAAUAAUUAUAACAUUACUUCUUUACAAUUUCUAUUGAACAAGCAGCAAUCUAAUGAUUACUAUUCUAUCAAGCAUAUGAAAUACAGGAUACAGUGCUACGUUAUAGAUAUUCAGCCAUCUUAUUUAUUAGAUGCUGUUAGAAGGAUAUCAUACUUUGAUAAAAAAAUUAACUAUCCUUUAAAGGAUUCAAAUUUCAAAAAUAUGAAUUAGCUAAAAAGAAUUUUAGAAGUUUAAAUUUUAGUCAAGGACACUUCAAUCGACUUGAACAAGGAUGUAGUUAAUAUUAUACUUAUUUAAGAGGAGCUUCAAAAUGAUCACGAUUUUUUUAAAGGAGUUGAAUUACUCAAAAUCGAAGAAGAAAAUGUAUAAGAGUAUCAAAAAGUUUACUAUAAUAUAUUAAAUAGACUAUUUACAGAAACAAGCUCAUCUAAAAUGGUGGAUAUUAUAGUUAAACCAUUCUUAUUUCAAUAAAAAAUUUUAUAUAAAAUUAUUGACACUCAAUUUCUCCCCUGA